Messenger RNA from Gekko japonicus, 1439 nucleotides. It is a transcript of the gene FOXJ1, whose product is annotated as forkhead box J1. NCBI's taxonomy places the organism in Eukaryota, Metazoa, Chordata, Lepidosauria, Squamata, Gekkonidae. The transcript is spliced from 3 exons. The record is from RefSeq and is a predicted model, not a curated record. Gene Ontology annotation, biological process: regulation of DNA-templated transcription. The coding region runs from base 102 to 1439 and encodes 445 amino acids. Gene Ontology annotation, molecular function: DNA-binding transcription factor activity; sequence-specific DNA binding.
GCUGUAAACAUUUGGCAGCGGUGCGGUUUCGUGGUAGGAUCAGGACUACCACCCCCUGCCCUCUCCCUUUUACCCUCUUCCUGCUCCCCCACAACUCCUGAAUGCUGGACCUCCCUAUUUUGCCUUCUACUGACAUGACUGACAACUGGCUGAAUGUGCAAUCAGAGGAAGAGAAAGGUCAGGAAAGCAGCAUGGUGGAUUCAGGCAACUUGGACGACAGCUUGACCAGCUUACAGUGGCUUCAGGAGUUCUCCAUCAUCAAUGCCAACAUGGGCAAGUCCUCCUCCUCCCCGUGCAGCACUGAUCCCCAUGGUUAUCACAAGAUUCCUGGAUCAGCUGCACCAUGUUCUCCCUUGGCUGGUGAUCCAGCUUGCAUGGGGAUGCCCCAUACUCCAGGCAAACCCAUCUCCUCCUCCACAUCCAGGACUACACAUCUGCAAGGCCAACCACUGGAAGACAUAGAUUACAAGACUAAUCCCCACGUGAAGCCUCCUUAUUCUUAUGCCACACUCAUAUGCAUGGCAAUGGAAACGAGCAAGAAAACCAAAAUCACCCUCUCAGACAUCUACAAGUGGAUUACAGAUAAUUUCUGCUACUUCCGGCAUGCUGAUCCCACAUGGCAGAACUCCAUUAGGCAUAACCUGUCCUUGAAUAAGUGCUUCAUCAAGGUGCCACGAGAAAAGGAUGAACCCGGAAAAGGUGGCUUCUGGAAAAUUGAUCCUCAGUAUGCAGACAGACUGAUGAACGGGGCAUUCAAAAAGCGCAGGAUGCCCCCUGUGCAGAUCCAUCCAGCCUUUAGUGGCAGAAUCCAACAAGAUGCCAGCUCUAGUUCUUCUGCUAACCAAGUGGCGACUUCUUGGAAAAACAGCAUUCUGAAAAUCAAUACGGAGUCUCAACAACUGCUCAAAGAGUUUGAAGAAGUCACCAGCGAUCAAAACUGGAAUCUUGUGGAUGGGAAAAUGAGCCAUAAACGCAAACAGCAACUACCAAAACGGAUGUGCAAGGCAGCCCGCCUCUCCAGUUCCCCCAUGCUUACUCAGGAAGAACAGACAGAGCUUGGGUCUCUGAAAGGUGACUUUGACUGGGAGGCUAUCUUCGAUACCACCUUAAAUGGUGAUUUUUCCACCUUUGAGGAUCUGGAGAUCACCCCUCCUAUUAGCCCAAUAACCAGGGAUGUAGACCUGACUGUGCAUGGAAGGCAUAUUGACUGUCCACAGGAAUGGUGCCCGGUUGGACAAGAUUAUGUCCUAACAGAAUCCAACCAGAACAGCUUGGACUUUGAUGAAACCUUAAUUGCUACUUCUUUCCUUCAGCACCCCUGGGAUGAAGGGACAAAUGAUUACCUCUCAAGUUCUGUCAACAUGGAUCCUCUGUUUGAACUCAGCGACCCUUCUUUGCAGACAGAAAUGAAUGACUGGAACAAUGCUGGGUGUCUUUAA